AUAUUUGCGAACUUCCAGAAAGGAAAAUGAUUUAUGAAGCUUAAAAACUGUGCGUAAAAACAAUAAACCCUGCAACACCGCAGAAGAUGACUACAGUGGGAGAGUGAACGGGAGACAGAUCUAUACAUAGUUUCGUCAAUGGAAGUCUCAUACCAGCCAAAAUUCUACAACUCCGUAUUCCAUCCAUCGAUUCCACUUCAUCGUCUCCGUACGAAGGAAUCGAGGCUUUUCUUAAUAUCUUCCCUUCAGCCGUUGCAUAUUCGUAAUGGACUCUGUGUUGGGCCCUCUCCAUAUAAGCAAUUAAUUUGUAGGAACUCAAUAAAUUGUAGAAAUUUAUUCGAUCUGAAGAAAUAUGCAUGUGCAUCUUGGUGCUCUUUCGGCCCAAAGGAGAAAUUUUUUAGACUAUCUUAUAAUGAUAGAUUGCAUAAACAGAAUAAACAGACAAGAUACAUAGUCGUAAGAUCUGAACUUUCUGGCACUGGGACGCCUGAUGCUUCCUAUCAGUUAUCAGAACUUCAGCUGGGUGCAAAAUUUAGAGGAAUUUGUUUUUAUGCUGUUAGUGCAUCUGUUGCCAUUUUCUUGUUUGUGCUGAUGUUGGUGGCGCAUCCCUUUGUGCUCUUAUGGGAUCGAUACCGUAGAAAAACUCAUUACCUUAUUGCCAAAAUUUGGGCUUUUUUGACUGUCACUCCAUUUUUGAAGAUCAAGUUUGAGGGAUUGGAGAAUCUACCUGCACCAGAUACUGCUGCUGUAUAUGUGUCCAACCACCAGAGCUUUUUAGACAUAUUCCCUCUACUCACUCUUGGGAGAAGCUUCAAAUUCAUUAGCAAGACUUCAAUUUUCCUCUUUCCUGUUAUUGGAUGGGCAAUGUUUUUAAUGGGUGUUAUUCCUUUAAAGCGCAUGGACAGCAGAAGCCAAUUGGAAUGUCUUAAACGGUGCAUGGAUCUAGUUAAGAAGGGAGCAUCUGUUUUUUUCUUCCCAGAGGGUACUCGAAGUAAAGAUGGAAAAUUAGGAACUUUCAAGAAAGGUGCAUUCAGUGUUGCGGCAAAAACCAGAGUACCAGUGGUUCCCAUUACUCUUAUUGGAACCGGAAAAAUCAUGCCUGUGGGAAAGGAGCGUAUACUAAAUACAGGAUCUGUAAAAGUUGUCAUCCACAAGCCUAUAGAAGGAAAUGAUCCUGAUGUUUUAUGCAAUGAAGCUAGAAACACAAUUGCUGGUGUGCUUACUCAUCUAGACUAAGAGAUUCACUGGAAUAGUCUCUGUUGGGUUUUCAUGUCCAACUAUUGAGGGCCCUGUGGUGGAUUGAGGAAAUAUAGUUGAAGAGUUAUUGCUUCUGAUGGCUGGAGUUAUGCAAUGUUAUUGAUUUUUUCACUGUUAGCCGAUUAUUUUUUCAAAGUAUUAACAACUAACAACACUAUGCAACCUUCAUUUAACUAAUAACACUAUGCAGCAGCCUGUUAAGACCUGCAACUCCAUUGAACUAGAAAGGUUGGUUGCAAAUAUUAGUUGACAGGAUCAAAGUUAACCUGAGAAAAACUUGAAGUAGAUUAUAUUGUAAACAGAAUAAAUACUCUCUCUCGCUGAACAGAAAUAAAGAGUCUCACACACGUCCACCCACCCACGUGUGUGCACAUAUCCCUUUUAAUUUCUAUUCCUUCUUGUUUGUGAGAUAGGAACAGUUUCAGUGGUCAAACAAAUGUUAUUCUGCUCUGGUUCUUGGAAGUAAUCGAGCAAUGCAAAAAUUAGACUUUUUUUAAUUGGCAA
Molecule: messenger RNA, 1761 nt
Organism: Cornus florida
Lineage: Eukaryota; Viridiplantae; Streptophyta; Magnoliopsida; Cornales; Cornaceae
Product: 1-acyl-sn-glycerol-3-phosphate acyltransferase BAT2, chloroplastic
Exons: 7
Coding region: 139-1236 (365 amino acids)
Biological process (GO): phosphatidic acid biosynthetic process
Cellular component (GO): membrane
Molecular function (GO): 1-acylglycerol-3-phosphate O-acyltransferase activity
Source: RefSeq, a predicted model, not a curated record